Molecule: messenger RNA, 476 nt
Organism: Labrus bergylta (ballan wrasse)
Lineage: Eukaryota; Metazoa; Chordata; Actinopteri; Labriformes; Labridae
Source: RefSeq, a predicted model, not a curated record
CUCGUACCUCGGAUCUGCCGGCGCAGCUCUGCGGUUCCCCCCGCGCCGACAUGGCGGCUCACAAGCCCGUGGAGUGGGUCCAGGCCGUGAUCACCAGGUUUGAUGAGCAGCUUCCCAUCAAAGUGGGACACCAGAACACUCACACCAAAGUCAGCACCGAGCACAACAAGGAGUGUCUGAUCAACAUCUCCAAGUACAAGUUCUCCCUCGUCAUCAGCGGCCUCACCACCAUCCUCAAAAAUGUCAACAACAUGGUGAGUGUGCGAGCAGGACACCCUGCAGCUCUACCCGGGUUGCAUGACCUCAGGGUCACACUGGUGUGUAGACGACUCUGCUCGUUUACAUACAGAAAUCAUGUUGAGAUAAUGUAAACAAAUGCUUUCAUGUUAUUUAUUGUAAUGAUCACGUUGCACAGUCUCUCAGCUCUUGUUUCUCAACCCUCGUUUCUAAGCUCAGCUCUCGUCUCUCGACCCUCG